Molecule: messenger RNA, 2412 nt
Organism: Leptopilina heterotoma
Lineage: Eukaryota; Metazoa; Arthropoda; Insecta; Hymenoptera; Figitidae
Gene: ida
Product: anaphase-promoting complex subunit 5
Exons: 11
Coding region: 139-2325 (728 amino acids)
Biological process (GO): anaphase-promoting complex-dependent catabolic process; protein K11-linked ubiquitination; positive regulation of mitotic metaphase/anaphase transition
Cellular component (GO): anaphase-promoting complex
Molecular function (GO): protein binding
Source: RefSeq, a predicted model, not a curated record
ACUUUUACGCUCAAUUGUAUUUAUCAGUAUUUUUUAUAAUUUCUAAAAUGUUUGUAUGGUAGCUUUAAAAGAAGUACUGAUUAACAAGAAGAAGAAAAAGAAGAAAAGGAAACUAGAGGAAAAAAGACUUGAAACAAAAUGAAUAAAGAAGUAUUAAAUAUCGAAGGUGCAACUAAAAAAUCCCAAAGGGAAACUUUAACUCCUUAUAAAAUAGCAAUUGUUAUGUUUAUUAAUAUUUAUUGUGAUGAAAGUGUAAAAGUAAUUGUAGAACGGCGAGAUUUUUGCAUAGCUGCCUUAAAGUUAAUUCAGUCGCCAGAUAUGGAUUUGCGGCCGUUAUUUAAUUUUCUCUAUUCAUCUGAAUUUGUUCUUCAACAAUUUGCUCACAAUCUUGAAAAUGAAUUAAAAUUAUUGCGAGACAAUGGAGUUAUGGGACUUUUGGAUCUUUUCGAAAAUCUCGGUAAAUUAACGAAAUCAAAUUCUGAACACUCCCUAUCGCAGCCGUUAUUAAAUAAAAAUUCCGUAUUGGGUCUUUACGUUCGUCGAAUAAUUAUUCUAUUCGAAAGAUUGACAUUUUAUCAAAUUGUCCUGCUUUAUGAAUCGUUAAAGGAUUAUAUAAAGAGCAGUAUUAAUGAUGAGACCGAGAGUUCUGUGGGUUUAAAAACUGAUGAAUCGUUUUCUCGUAAAAAUAAGCACAUUUGGGGCGGAAGACAAGCCGAGUUACUUGUUGCACAGCAAGCCCACGCUUUGCAAACAGACGAGCACAAAGCCCUUCCACCUGCUGAACUUCAAGCUCUUGUUCGAGAAUUGUUAACUUGCAGUCCUUACUACGCUGAAGCUCACUAUUUGAGUUAUCUCAAUUGUUUACGAGUGAAUGAAUAUUGCGGUGCUUUGGAAAGUCUUUAUCAUUGUUUUGACAGACUGGCACCAUUGGAAAAUCGAUCAACAUCAGAGGACAGAUCUCGAACAUUUAGAUACGCUGCUUUGAAUCUUGCGGCUCUUCAUGCGCAAUUUAAUCACAAAGAUGUUGCACGUUCUGCAUUAAAAGAGGCAAUUAUGACGGCACAAGAAGCUGGCGACAAUGUUUGUCUUCAACUUGCACACGCUUGGAUGUAUCAUUUGACUGAUGAAAAAAAAGGUCCAUUAAUUGAAAGAUCCGUUGGUAAAGCGUGUAUGCUGGGAAUUUCGCACACAAUAAGUUUGGGUCUAAUUGCUUCUGCACAUAAUUCAGCAAUGGAGGGAGAGAAUCCUCAACAAGUUUUCGAGACUCUCAUGAAAUCGGAUAUUGUCAAUUGUCAACAUUCGAUGAUUGAUCUGAUGUCAAUGACUCUAACGGAAAAGGCCGCACUGUGGGCUUAUUACGGAAAAACGGAAAUGUCCUCAAUAUGCUCGCAACUCUUACUUUUGCACAAUACGGGAGAGAAGAAACAGCAAAUAUUCAACGGCCCUUCAACGUGUCAAGCUGUUGUCAAUAUUGCAAAUAUUCUCGUCGAGUUUGGAGAAUAUAAUUUAGCUAAUGUUGUACUGGAUCACGCCAAAGAAAGAUUUCCCAACGAACCCAGUAAUAAGGUUUGGAAAUUGAGCGAACAACUGUAUGAAUUUAAUCAGUUGUUGAAAAACGAAAAAUGGCGAGAAGCGGAGGCGAUAGCUACACAAAUUGUUAGUCUGGAUCCCCUAGAAAGUAAAUUUAGACAAGUUGAGGUUUGUCUAGCAAAAGGCGAUUAUCCAAACGGACUGAAAAUAGUAAAUAGCAUUGAAAAUAUGAAAGGUGUAACUCCACAAAAUCAAGUUCGAGCCAUGCUUCUCUCUAGUCAAAUAACUUGCGCCUCGAUACAUUUGGGAUCAAGUAUUGCCGGUUGCAAUUCUAUUGUUCUCUUAAAUAACGCCCUCGAAAUUGCCACGAAAAAUCAUUUAUCGUACUACGCAGCGCUCAUAAAAAUGCAUCUUGCAAAUAUACAGCUCUCGAUGGGAAUGCCAUAUCAAGCAUCAAAACUCGUUGAUGAGGCGAUCGUUCAAAUUCUAACACACGGUGGUUUUUAUGAUCAGGGAAGAGCUUUAGUGUUGCGUGCAAAAUGUUUGGUGGCCACAUCAUCGCCUUCAAAUCCAAAGCACAAUUCAGCAAUUUUAAAUGCCAUUAAAUCAUUGUCGAAAGCAAAAGCACAUUUUCAUAAAAUUGAAGCUUUCGGUCGGGUUAAAAGUACAUUGUACUUGCUCUCAAUUUUCUACAAUGAACUAGACAUGAAGAAGGAGAGAAAUCAAUGUGCUUUCGAAUUUCGUCAACUCGACGAACAAUAUUCCGCGAAGUUGAAUACAAUUUCUUUGUAUUGAUAUCUUUUUUAUACUUUUUUUUUCUUUUUGAGAACUGUACAUAGAUUUUUAAUCAUUCUUUUUAUAAAUAAAUUUUGCAUUUCAAAA